This is a messenger RNA of Aspergillus japonicus CBS 114.51, 1170 nucleotides long. RefSeq lists its product as uncharacterized. The transcript has 2 exons. Lineage: Eukaryota; Fungi; Ascomycota; Eurotiomycetes; Eurotiales; Aspergillaceae. The record is from RefSeq and is a predicted model, not a curated record. Bases 66 to 1076 code for a protein of 336 amino acids.
UGCACACUGACCCGAUCACUUUGAUAACCGAGCGACGGGGGGCAUCCAAGAGAAAGGACGAAAAGAUGCAACUUAUGAAAGCUUGGAUCAACAAGCUGCAAAGACAGGUCAUGGCGCAGAUGCACCCAUACGGUCCCCCUCUGGGUCAGUAUGCCUUUCCACAGCAUAGGCCGAAUUCUCCCAACCCCCGUUCUCUCAGUCCGCAUGGCAAUUCGGCACGAUGGGGUCACGCCAGUGGCGGCAGCAGCGCAGAGAAGGGCGCGGCAUAUGCCAACAGGAACUUUCCUGCAUCCUCGAGCAAUCACAAUAACAUAGCCUCGUCGAGAAAACCUGCCAAGCGGAAUGGCGGUCACGCUUCAGUCACCAAAUCUCGGCCACUUGGCAGUGGUAGCUCGGGCAGCUCUGGGGGCAACUCCGGGUACCUGGCCGAGCUGGACAAGAACAUGGGUCCCGGUGGACGGGCCAAAAUCAACAGCACCAUGGAGAAAUUCCUCGAGCGCGACCCGGAUUACCAAAAGAAGGCUUACCUCCAUCCGAGUUCUCCUCGACCGCGCCAGAUGUCAGGUCCCGGCUACGCUCCUCAUUACCAGGAGUUCCACGAGUUCAACAACAACGCACACUAUCCGACGCCACCCCUCCGACCGAUGAGCACCAGUUCGCACCGCAUGUAUGACCUUUCUUAUAUGGGUGACCCACGGUAUGGCCACCCUCAGCCGGGUUAUGUCAACCAUGCCCCCCGAUACCCUACGCCGCCGCCGCCACCGCCGCCGCACUUUCGCCCGUACCCUGAACGCGUCAACCCAGAGUAUGAGCACGUGGACCCUCGUCAUCACUACGACGGCGGCCUGCGUUCGACGCCGGAGGCGGACAAGGAUCCCUAUUACGGCUUACCUGACGCCGGGCCGAGCUCUUUCAAUGAAGAGGAGUUAAUACAGGCCUACCGGGCUUUCUAUCCCGAGGGUGAGUCUACUUCUGCAGGGGCAGCUGAGCAAGCCCGAGCAAGCCGAACUCGCCCCAAGUUUAUACCGCGGGGGAUGCCGCCGGGGAAUCCGCCUCCCAGGCCUCGAAAGAAGUAAACCGACGUGGAUUAAUGCUUGUGAUUUUAUCUAUAUGUUUAGCUUUUGGACUCGGUACGCUGUGCGAGGAUUCUGUCGUGUUUUUGGAUUUAUA